AGUAAUUCUUUUAUACAAAAUGUAGUGAGCUAAAAUUACGAGUAAUGGAAGCUUGACUAAAUGAAAUAGAAGGAUUUUUCAAAAAAAAGAAAUAAAAAUAUAGAUUCAGAAGGAUAUUUUGUGAAGACUGAAUUGAAUAAUGGAAUUGACUAUAAAAAAAAUAACAAUCCUUAUUUAGAUGAUUGUGUUGAUAAUUAUAAUAAAUAAAGGAAAUCAGAUAAUGAUAUGAAUUGGCAUAAUGCAAAGAAAGAUAGAGAACCUAAUGGUGAAUUAUAAGUAGUCUUAAAUGGUAAUGUUGUAACUAUUUUGAAACAACAAAUUAAGACAAACUAAAAAAGAUAAAAUAGAAAAUAUAGUGAUUAAGAGACUUAUGCAAUGAGCAAUAAUAUUUCUGGUCCAAAAUUUAGUGAUAUUCCUUGUCCACAAUUUCUAAAUAUCUGAGU
Paramecium pentaurelia is the source of this 443-nucleotide messenger RNA. Lineage: Eukaryota; Ciliophora; Oligohymenophorea; Peniculida; Parameciidae. The record is from the annotation of a GenBank genome assembly.